AUGUUUCCGCAGUCAAAUUAUCCAGUAGCAGUAGCGAAACCCAUUGUACAAUCUCGCUACCGAACACUUAACGAUUUCAUACCUAGUUUUCUACCGGGUUUAUUAGGUGCUGGUCAACUAUUUCUCUGGAUGGCGAUCAUUGGUCUCGAAAGCGCUAGUGUAUACUAUGAUGCUGGUCGUGGGACUAUUUAUGCUGGUUUUUGGUGUUCAAUUGUUUUCUUUGUAACGUGGAUCGCAACGUUUUGUUAUUUGUGUUGCGGAAAAUCAAGUGGCUGUGGAACUUAUUUAGUUAUUCAAAACAUAAUUAACAUAGUCUUUGCAAUCAUACUCACUAUAUUUACCGCACGUUUUGUUAAAAAUCCGUGUUUAUGCUACGGUGCAUUGUGUUAUAUUCCGAAUUGGGAUUUUAUUUAUAAUGAUGACUUUUACGAUUAUCAUGCAUACCCAUGUACAGAAAGAACGUUCAAAAAACUGUCUGUAUUAAAAGCUCUUCUUGCAUGUGCAAUUUUAAUGCUUGUUUGCAAUUUUAUCUUCAUCAUUGCUUAUAUUGUCGCUUCAAUACGAUUUCGUAAUCAUCAACAAUCAAAUUCACAACAGAUGAAUGUUGCAUUUCAGCAACAACCAGCAGGCGUACAUAUGGGAGUACAACCAGCUUAUUAUCCAUCUUCCAUGGGUUAUCCUUCUAAUGUGCAUCAACAAUCCGUUCCAACUCAAUACCCAUCAGCACCACCAAAUUAUUAUCCAUCGCUAGACAAAUAUUAA
Messenger RNA from Adineta ricciae, 762 nucleotides. The record is from the annotation of a GenBank genome assembly. Lineage: Eukaryota; Metazoa; Rotifera; Eurotatoria; Adinetida; Adinetidae.